Molecule: messenger RNA, 1651 nt
Organism: Mobula hypostoma (lesser devil ray)
Lineage: Eukaryota; Metazoa; Chordata; Chondrichthyes; Myliobatiformes; Myliobatidae
Gene: commd1
Product: copper metabolism (Murr1) domain containing 1
Exons: 4
Coding region: 42-647 (201 amino acids)
Biological process (GO): negative regulation of sodium ion transmembrane transport; positive regulation of protein ubiquitination; negative regulation of protein localization to cell surface
Cellular component (GO): endosome
Source: RefSeq, a predicted model, not a curated record
UUCUGAAAGGUCAGCGCAGGUCAACACGACGUCAGUAGAUCAUGGCUGAUGUGGCCAGCAAGUCUUUGAGCGGCCUGCUGUUUGGCCUGGUUCAGAUCACCUUUUACCGUAACCCUGCCGUUACCGAGCAGAUGCUCAAGGAUGAACUCUACCCCGAGCUAUCAGAGCAAGAUUUCCAAGUUCUGGUGGAGAAAAUGAACGGUAUCCUACGGGUCAAAGAAAGCCAUGCCAGUGUAUACAGCCAACUGUCUGCAAAGUCUAUAACGUCUGCUGACAUGGAAUUCAACCAACUGGAAGCCUUCUUAACAGCACAGACCAAGAAACAAAAGGGAAUUACACCGGACCAGGCUGCAGUUUUAACCAAAUUCUGGAAAAGUCAUAAAGCUAAAAUUCGUGAAUGUCUUAUUAAUCAGAACAAGUGGGAAAACUGUUUGAGAAAUUUCAGUUGGAGAGUUGACUUGAAGACCCAGUCUAAACACUUGGAUCAAAUUAACACACCAGUUGCUCUUGUGGAGUUGGAACUUGGAAAAAAUGAUCAGGAAUCAGAAUUUCUCUGCUUGGAGUUAAAUGAGAACAAAGUGAAUCAACUGCUGAAAAAAUUAACUGAAAUUGAAGAGAGCAUCACUGCCCUGAGCUGCACCAACUGAUGCUGCUGGAGAUUAUGAAACAGAACAGAUGGCGGUGUCAAUAAGCAACUGGAACACUAACUGUCCCAUUGAUUUGUGUAAUUUUCUGCAUUCCCUGCUUUGAUUGUAGAGUGAAAAUUUGAGUUUACUUUACAAGCCUUUGAUCAACAGCCACUUUCAAAACUAACAAUGCCUCUAAUUAACUCCUCACCAUCUGUUUCUUUUUCAAUAGCUAAACUGGGUUCAGGAAAUGGUUUUCAAUUUGAUACUUCUUUCCAACACUUCUCAAAGCUCAUAGAAUUGAUUUUUUUAUUUAGAAUCCGAAUUUGCACUUUGAUCUUGAAACUGAAUUUUCUUUUCUUUAGUUCUUGGAAAUAAUCUAAAAUUAUCGUUAGUUAUCCUCAACAUUUUUUGUCAACUUGUUGAUAAGAAUUGAAUAUUCUCAUUCGGAACAUUUCCAAGUGUUUGAUGACAAUUAUAUGGGCAUGGAAGAGACUGAAUUAGUGCAUCAUGGACCAUGUAAAUAUCAGUUGGCUUUGCAUCAAGCCCAAGUUGUAGCCUACCCAAGGAUGAUUGUUGUUGAACCAAGUCCCAAAAGUAAUUGCUCUCUCUUGCAUCUCAUGUCAAAAAUGUGCAAGACUUGUGAAAUCAUCACAUGGAGAUUACAAAGAGCACUUGAUACUGCUGGAAGAAAAGCAAUAUGCAUCAUGUAUUAGAGACAUAAUGAAAAAAUUGUCAUGUAAUGUCAUGCAAAUUUGUCAUGUAAUGUAUAAUUCUCAUGGUUUUCCUUUAAUAGCCUGUAUUCAUAUUAUUCAAUUAUUCUGCCACUCAUGAAUAAAUACAUAACAAAGUUAAUCAUUGUAUUCCUUAUCAUGUCCACUGAAGUAACUUUCAUAAUUAAAGUAGUAAUCUAUAAUGCUUUGAUGUUAAACAUUGUCUUAUUAUGCUAUAUUAUUAAGUAUAUUUGGAGAUUGCAUUUUGAGUCACGAAUUGAACGAAAAUAAAACUUUACAGUUUCUUUUUGA